AUGACAGAGCUGGGGACGAGGAAAAAAGACAAGGAGAAAGAUCCGACUAGGAAGGAUAAGAAGGGAAAGGCCAAGGCGCAAACAGAUUUCAUUGACUUGAGUUGUUCACCGACUUCUAAAUCUUCCAAGGCACAGUCUGGCCCGCCCCCAAAUGCCCCCGGCGGCCCGUCGCUGCUCUCAGCAAACACACCAUCAGGGGAUCAUUCGAAAGCAUGGAGAAAAACAUUCACUCAUAACCCUCAAGCUCUUCCAAUGUUCUCCAGUAAUAACCCAAUAGACCCUCCCCGUGCAGGAGCCAACGCCAGCCCUGAAUCCUUGUACUCUCGAUCAAGCGGCGACACCGAGAGAACAUCACACGAAGUGAAGAUCAAGAUAUUAGAGAUGUGCAUAUCUCUGAAGAACAAAUAUCUUGAUAUACCGCCUGCCGCACAGGCAGAUCAAGAACCCUUUUGGGGUCGGGUGAUGGAGAUGCUGAAUCUGAUGCCACUUACAAAAGGAAAGUACAAGGAGUCCAAAGACGUGCACCGAGCUGUCGAGUAUUGGUGCCAACCUCGUCGAUCUUAUAUGCGGGAGAACCGACUGCCCGCCGUAUCACAGUCACAACCCGAACUCGAUACACUAAUAGACCAGUGGAACUUGGUAUUCGCACAACGGUUUUGCAAAAUACACAGUGGAUACUUUGCAAACACGCAGUUUGCUCAAGAUACCAUGAAGCAGAUUGUCAAAGAUGAGGUGGAUAGUUGGAUAACCAGAAGUUUGAAGGAGCGGCGCAACGAGCUGGAGAGAACUUCACAGCCUACUUUGCUCUCGGCUGAUAGCUCAUUGAAGGACUAUGGCAAUGCUGUCAAGGGGUUGCAGAACAAGUUCGAGAUGAUUAAAAGAGACAAAAGCCAAGCUCUUGAGUCGGAAGCUGUUAUGUCAAUUGUCUUGAAGCUCCAGCCAAGUCUGCGCACCGCAAUUUCGCAGUUCUUGAACGGUCCGACUGAGCCCACAAGACGUACUGAGCCUGCAAUAGGUACACUAGAGCAUGUUGGCUUCACUCCUUGUUCGAAUGGGGCUUCUGUUCCAGCAACUACUGUACAGCGUCUGGAGAAACCCGAGUCUCAACGGAGAGAAGACGACCCUCUCAGAAAGAGGAAGCACCUGGAGACUGAAAGCUCCGGUCUCAAGGGAGGAAACACAGCAAACACUGUGCCGUAUGACCAGUCAAAGAGACCACGUCUUGACAACCACCACAACCUGCCUCCAGUGGCAGAUACAACUAGACAAAAAGAUACCCGAGUUGCACGCUCGCCACCUUUUCGGCGACCCCCUCUACCGUCACAGUCACCCACUUGGAAGCGCAACGGUCCCCCUGAUUAUCGCAAUGAUGGUUACCGCAGCUCAGGAGGACAUCCACCUCAUCGGUACGAAGAUCAUUAUCGUGGCGAUCGUAAUCAAGAUUAUUAUCGAGGUCGAUAUCAAGACGGUGAUAGGUAUCGCCCACCUCCUAGAGCAAUACGCGAGACUACGGCCGAUUUCGAAGGAAUGUCCAUCCAACAACAGAACAUGUCCCUGCUUCGGCAAAUAAAACAGGUCAAAGACAUGGUGGAGAAGAAGAAUUGA
This is a messenger RNA of Fusarium poae, 1605 nucleotides long. RefSeq lists its product as uncharacterized. The record is from RefSeq and is a predicted model, not a curated record. Bases 1 to 1605 code for a protein of 534 amino acids. Lineage: Eukaryota; Fungi; Ascomycota; Sordariomycetes; Hypocreales; Nectriaceae. The transcript has a single exon.